Molecule: messenger RNA, 1125 nt
Organism: Australozyma saopauloensis
Lineage: Eukaryota; Fungi; Ascomycota; Pichiomycetes; Serinales; Metschnikowiaceae
Gene: LYS12
Product: homoisocitrate dehydrogenase
Exons: 1
Coding region: 1-1125 (374 amino acids)
Biological process (GO): tricarboxylic acid cycle; isocitrate metabolic process; L-lysine biosynthetic process
Cellular component (GO): mitochondrion
Molecular function (GO): homoisocitrate dehydrogenase activity; magnesium ion binding; isocitrate dehydrogenase (NAD+) activity
Source: RefSeq, a predicted model, not a curated record
AUGUUGUCCAGAUCCGUUCGUCGUGCGUUCUCCACCUCUACCCCAGCAUUGAAGACCUUGAAAAUUGGUUUGAUUCCAGGUGACGGAAUUGGAAGAGAAGUCAUUCCAGCUGGUAGAGCUGUGUUGGAAAACUUACCCUCCAGAUACGAUUUGCAAUUCGAGUUUGUUGACUUGGAGGCCGGUUUCGAGCUCUUCCAGAAGACUGGAACUGCAUUGCCAGACAAGACCGUUGAGGUUUUGCAAAAGGAGUGUGACGGUGCGCUUUUCGGUGCUGUGUCGUCUCCAACCACCAAGGUUGAGGGAUACUCCUCGCCAAUUGUUGCCUUGAGAAAGAAGUUGGGCUUGUAUGCUAACGUCAGACCUGUCAAGUCUGUUGAGGGAAUUGGCAGACCUGUUGAUAUGGUCAUUGUUCGUGAGAACACUGAGGACUUGUACAUUAAGGAAGAGAGAAUCUACACCAAGGAAGACGGCACCAAGGUUGCUGAGGCCAUCAAGAGAAUCUCCGAGACUGCCACCUCCAACAUUGCCAAGAUGGCUUACCAGAUUGCUUUGCUGAGACAGGUUAUCAGAAACACCUCUGAUGUCAAGUCUCUUCACUCCGAGCCUUCUGUCACCGUGACCCACAAGUCCAACGUGUUGUCUGUCUCCGACGGAUUGUUCCGUGAGACCUGUAAGAAGAUUCAUGACACCAACGUGGACUUCCAAGCUGUUCAAUACAAGGAGCAAAUUGUUGACUCCAUGGUCUACAAGAUGUUCCGUGACCCAGAGAUUUUCGACGUCGUUGUUGCUCCAAACUUGUACGGAGACAUCUUGAGUGACGGUGCUGCUGCUCUUGUCGGCUCCUUGGGUGUUGUGCCUUCUGCCAACGUUGGUGCUAACUUCGCCAUUGGUGAGCCUUGUCACGGUUCCGCUCCAGACAUCGAGGGUAAGGGCAUCUCUAACCCUAUUGCCACCAUCAGAUCUACUGCUUUGAUGUUGGAGUUCAUGGGCUACUCCGAUGCCGCAGCUAAAAUUUACACUGCUGUUGAUGCCAACUUGGCCGAGGACAAGAUUAAGACACCAGACUUGGGUGGUAACUCAUCUACUCAAGAGGUCAUUAACGACAUCGUCGCCAGACUUCUUUAA